Molecule: messenger RNA, 3308 nt
Organism: Engraulis encrasicolus (European anchovy)
Lineage: Eukaryota; Metazoa; Chordata; Actinopteri; Clupeiformes; Engraulidae
Gene: c7h5orf15
Product: chromosome 7 C5orf15 homolog
Exons: 3
Coding region: 119-1357 (412 amino acids)
Source: RefSeq, a predicted model, not a curated record
UAAUUCAUUACCACGGGCCAUCCCCUCCCCGCCUCCACUAAAAAAACUCACAGCAGCAGUGCUGCUGCAUUGCCAGUGGAGCACAGUCCCACCACCCACAUUACGCGUCGCCUUCAAGAUGGCUACUUCAUGGAAGAUGGGACGAAAAUUGGUGGUUUUUGGAGUUUAUACCGUGUUGGUCCUGCUCCAUUGUCACAUUAGUACGUGUGGUGCUGCGCCCGUUGAUCCCGAUAAUGUAACAGCCCUAUCACCAGAUGACUCUGCUGCUGCCAAACCAGUUGCCGUGGUGACCACAGCAGGAAAUGCGGACCCGUCAGCCGCAGUAGAACCCAGUGAGUUUGACCUCACAAAAUUCAGCAGCCCAGCAGCUGCUGCUAUCCAGCCAGCAGGGCCAGACUCUACUCCUGAUGCUGAUGCCAAGCUAAAUACACCUGUGCAGCUGCAGCCAGCCGUGCAGUCAGACCCGGUCUUGACACCGGCUCAGGACCCACUGGUGGUUCAGACUGGGGCGGUGGCGGCUCCUGAUCCUGCUCAGCCUGUGUCAAUGGCAGCCACUAAGGUGGAGGAGGCUAUUCAGGCCGUUGCGGGUGCCAACACGUCCGUAAACGUCGUCCUUCCUCCUGCCAAAGCCGAUCCUCCAGCUCCAGCUGCUCCCCAAGCUACUACCAUCACCUCCACCACCACCACCACCACCGCUCCUCCACCCGCUAAAGUACCCGCCAGCACAGCGGCAGCGCCGGCCCCAACCACCGUCGCCUCGGAGCCAGACCCUUCCACCAUCAUGGACCUCAACCUCCCUCAGAAGAACACGGCCAUCCAGGGGGAGCCCAAAGUGUCCGACAGCCCACUCUUGCAGGGCGACGACGAGGAGGAGGACGAUGGUGAGGACUACUAUCGGGACACCACAGUGGAGCCCGGGGUGAGCCUGGACCAGGACGAUGGAGGCGAUCAGGGGGCCGAGCGGAGGAACAACAACAACGACCUGGACACAAACGCAGUCACCGAUCAGGAUGAGGAUGACGACGACGACAUGUACGACCCGGGGAAGAACCUGAUCCCGGAGAGGCCGCUGACUGGGGAGGAGCCGGUGAAGAAGUUUGACAAUCGGCUGCAGGACGUGAACAUCUACACCAACCCAGACGAGGACACGCACUUCUUCUUCCACCUCGUCAUCAUCGCGUUCCUGGUGGCCAUCGUCUACAUCACCUACCACAACAAGAGAAAGAUAUUCCUGCUGGCCUCCAGCCGUCGCUGGAGAGAUGGCAUUUGCUCGCGCGGCGUGGAGUACCGGCGACUGGACCAGAACGUAAACGAAGCCAUGCCCUCGCUGAAGAUGACCAACGAUUACAUCUUUUAGAGCCUGGGGAUCAGCAAGGGGCGAAAGAGUCUGGAGGAGCGGAGUCCACAGAUAUUGGGAUAUUUCCAGGGUUUUGAUGGCAGGCCAAACGAGAACUUAAUCUUUUUUUAUUAUUAUUAUUAUUUAAUUUUCACACCCUCGAUCAGAAUGUCGAGAUGCCGUGGAGAUCCGGGGUUUGCUGGUGCCACGCAGUCUUUUUUUUUUUUUCUCCUUUCAGAUUUUUUAAUAAUUAUCAUCAUUAUUAUCAACUAAUUAAUUAAAUUAACUAUUUUUUGUUUAUACUGUAUUUGGAGAGUUGACUCGUCUCCAGAUUGUACUUUAAACUGUGUUUGCUCCCUGCUGUUUUAUUGCACAACUGAUGGUUCGAUGGGUUACUCGGUCACCGAGUGUGACCAUGUUAUAGAUUAUGUAAAAAAAAAGAAAAAACUAGAAAUGCACUCAGAGAGUGCAGACCUCCGCCAAGGAAGCUGUUUCAUAGAACAUUUGACUAUGUUACACCCUAUUUUAAUUUUAAGUCUUUCUGCCUUCUUUUUGUAGAGUUAGAAACUGGAAUCUCAAUAUUCGGCCUGUCCUCCCGCAAUUCAAUUUGCGGUCACUAGGGGCGUCUAGAUUUCUAGGCUAGCAAUGAUGAAUAUUCUUUUUUUUUUUUUUUUUUAAUUCUGGUUCCGUCUCGUGUUCCGGAUCACCACCAAAAUGUAAUCACUGGUUCCUUGGUAAUUUUCAACAACUGCACAAAGUUUCAUCCAAAUCCGUUCAUAAGUUUUUGAGUUUUUGACAGACAAACAAACAGGCAGAUAGACAGACAAACCAACACGACCGAAAACAUAACCUCUUUGGCGGAGGUAAUGAAAAGUUAAGUUUAUUUUUAACACUGAUGGAGCGAGGCACUGAGUGCAGAAUCAACCUACUUGACGAACGUACAUUCUCUCUUUAAUUUUCCAUGGAAUCUGGAUCUGGGAUGCUAUUAAGUACUUGCUUUUUGAUAUGGCAACAAAAUGCAAUAAUUGUACUGUCAAUCAACUCAAUGUUUUAAGAAAAAAAAUGGGGAAGUGAUAAUCAAAGAUAUCAUUUUUGAUAUGCUGAAGUAUGGGAAGUGUUUUCUUUUUAGCUCCCUUCUUUUCAGCAACGUCUGCUCGUCAGACUGCUAUUUAAUACUUGAUCAUACCUUGCUGGUAGCCUCUUAAUGCACGCCGUACCUCCUGAGGGACGCUGCAAUAGGCAUUGAACGUUAACUACUAUAGUACUACACUACUAUGACAGUGCACAGGGCCUUUAGUAAUACAUUGCGACUUGGUCAUUGCCAUUCUGGUAACAGCUCAUUUAUAAUGCCGUGUCUUAAGGGGUUAAUUCAAACACCUGUCUCUCUUUUUUUUUAGUAUUUGAGUUAUGACUUCAGUGAAGUCUACAGAGGAUGUUUGUCGUGACUUGCUGUUCGUUUGCAGAGGGGUGAAAGGUGCAUCUGUCUUUUUUUUUCUUUUUUUUCUGCUCACUGUUUUCUUGGUCUCUAUGAUUCAGUCUCACAGGCAUUGUAGCUGCAUGUGGCCAAAUUAUCUCCAAAAGUGCUGUGUGCUAUUUGUGCGGAAAGGUAGAAUUUCGUCUACUGUCGGAAAGUGCAAAGAUGGGACUGAUGAGCAAAGAAGGCUGCCUUGCCACGUCACCACAUUUCUAGGGUCCUGAAAUGUGAAACUGUCCCGCACCUGUCUGACUGGGACACGGGAGGGGACGUUAUAGUGAUUCAUUUUUGCCAGAGCAUCCGUAUGUUGUUUACCAGGGUUGGAAACAUGGCGAAAUGAAAAAGAAUGGCACCUGUAUUUUGUAGCUGUUGUGCAGUCCAGUGUGGGGGAAAACUGAUCGCAGCAGGCAUGAAUUGUUUCCUUUUGUGCCUCUGUCCUCUCAAUUAGCUGCAAGCGUUAUUCACUCUUUUUGUUAUUAAAGCACAACUGUAAAUAUA